Molecule: messenger RNA, 3155 nt
Organism: Lytechinus pictus (painted urchin)
Lineage: Eukaryota; Metazoa; Echinodermata; Echinoidea; Temnopleuroida; Toxopneustidae
Product: homeobox protein dve-1-like
Exons: 3
Coding region: 135-512 (125 amino acids)
Biological process (GO): chromatin remodeling; regulation of transcription by RNA polymerase II
Molecular function (GO): RNA polymerase II cis-regulatory region sequence-specific DNA binding; DNA-binding transcription factor activity, RNA polymerase II-specific
Source: RefSeq, a predicted model, not a curated record
CACAAAUUGUCUCUUGCAGUGAUAGUGAAACCUGGAGAGAAUGGACAGAUCAAGCGGUGAGGUGUACAGUGGUGGAACUUCUCAAAGAUUAUAACCAGUCUAAGCUAGCUCAGAUAUGCCCUCUAUCUCAGUCCAUGAUUUCCUACAUAGCGAACGCCAAAUACAAAGCUUCUAUCAGCAGUGAGAAAUGCGAGGAGUUUGGAAAAUGGUACCAAACUUUCAACAUGCAGAGAUUGAAGAGUCCAGAACAGCACCUUGAAACCAGCAACACCAAGGUCACCUUCCACCCCUCCCUGGAGGUACCCCUCCUGCGGGAAUGGUACCAGGACUUCCCGCACCCUCCAGAGGGCCUCCUCCACCAGUACUGCAACGUCCUCAACAACAUGGAGACGAGGAAGGGUGGCAAGAAGCCCGUCGAGCUCAUGCAUCUCAAGAACUGGUGGAAGAAUGAGAGGGCCAAGCACAAACGACAAUCCAUCGGCCAGCAUUCCUUGAAGGAGGACCACUCAUAGUACAAUGAACUCCCUUGAAAGGACGAUAUGAUAAAGACUAUUGAUUCGGGGGGAAGCGUUUCAUCAACAUUUUUCGUCUGAUAAGUUGUCGGAUAUGACAACAUUCCUUGAUUUUGAUUGGCUGAGAAGCACGGUUCCUUUGAAAACUUGCACUGGGAUGGCCAAACACAAACAACAAUCCAACAUCGGUGGAAACCAACAUUCCUUGUAGGAAGACCACUAGGACUGAACAAUAUUAAAAACCAGUGACCUGUUGCUUGAAUGUCAUUUUGCUCCGUGAUGAGGGCCAAACAACAAUCCAUCGUCAGCCGGGUGGUAGCCACUAGCUAGCCAGCCUUCCUCGAAGGAGGACCACUCAUAGUGCAAUGAACUCUUUUGAAAGGACGAUAUUAAAAAUCUACCUGUGGGGUUGAUCUUUUGCACCCAGGCAAUGAUAUCUCCUUGUCAUGUUGUACAGGGAACGCAGAUUCCUCAGUAACUUCGGGAAAUGGGAGGCAACUACAAUAGACUCUGUGCAAGACAACCUUCUUAAGUCAAACAAAUAAUCAUGAAUCCAGAAAACUUCAAGCAUUAUUUCAGACUAGAAUAUGCAAAAACAUGUGUUCAUGCCAUCUUCUAUUAGAGUCAAAUGUUGCUAAAUUGAUUUGUGUAGUCUGAUUUUUGUUGUCUUAAAGCGACCUUUCAUUGACAAAUCAUGGAGAAAUCAAGGCUAAUCUCAGAACAGAGAAGGGAUUCAAGUCUUUCACUCGGCUGCAUGCAUUGGGGUGUUAUGUAAUAGAUGCCGGCAUGUUUGAAAGGUCUAAUAAAGGAGAGCGAUAGUCUGUAGACUAACCAACCAGAAGUAAACUGCAUGUUUUCACUUUGAAACAAGUAACUUCACAGAGGUUAUUUUGGUUUGGCAAUUAAGAGACCCUCUAAGAGUCUAGGAAUUGGGAUUGUUGGAAACGAGAACUGCGACGACCCAAAGUAAAUAACGAUCACAAAUUCGGUCAAAUUUGUGCUGUCCGAACUUCUAUAGCAUUGCCAUUAGUCCGACAGGGUCUCAUGACGGACGGAUCGUAUUAUGCAAGUCAACUGGCCUUUUGCAAAUUUCGUAUUGAUUCAAUUUCCCCAUGAUUUGUCAAUAACAGGGCGCUUUAAGAGAAUCUACUUCGGCAGUCUACUUUAGCUUUGUGGAGUGUAAGAAGGGGAACAUGAUAUGAACCCCUUCAAUGAUAAUAUCUUACUUAACAGUCUCACUUUCUUGCACUCAUUAACCCACCCCACCACCACGGAUACCUAUGCCAGCCCCCAUCCCCCCGGUUACAAAUGGGCUGGUUCCAUGGUAUGUUUAUGAAAUUAUUACACUGUCAUAGAAGUGUUCUCUCAAGGCCACCGCACAUCUUAUGACUGGUCUACGAUCUGCUUUCAGAAAAAAUCAUCUUCUGCUCAUUUUCUGACAAUGUCAAUGAUAAGUACAUGCCCGAGUACAUGUAUCUGAAUUUUAUUUGAGGUUCAAAUUAACUGUAAAAAUACUAAUAGAAUUUUUUUUGAUAAUUGCAAGCUUUUAUUUUGUUUCCUAGGUAAUUGGUUAUAUACCAGCUUGGCGUUUACCAGCACAACGCUGUCCUGACAAGUUCCUACGGGAGUUACCAUAAACAGAAACAGAGAAAAGUCCAAAUUAGUUUCAAGUCAUAGCCAAUCGUACGAUUGCAAUGAUGUCAUUACGACUAGAUAUAAAAUUCACUUUUAUACUAAGGAUGAUAGCAUGGUCACAGAUUUGAAGUCAUUGGUAUUUGUAUGAUGAUUUAGAACUCUACAGAGCAAGAUAUUCCAUGUCUCAGUUUUAGCAUCAAAUUCUGCAACGUCUUAUUCCAAAAUCGGGUCGCAGACAAAUCGUAAAGUGAGCGGUGGCAUUUAGUCUGUAUUUAUUCUGGUUGUAGUUGAAUAUGAUCUACAGAAUGAAUAUUGGGAUGAGCAAUUUGCAAAUUCAGUAUUUUUAAAUCGAAAUGCUGAAAAUAAAGAGGCAGCUAGCUCAGUCGGUAGAGCGGGGGAUUCGUAUUUCGGUGACCCGGGUUCGAUUCCCACUUGGUGCGCUAGUGCCCUUUGGUAAGGCAUUAAUCUUCAUUACCAGGUCCUUCGGAGAGGACCUUAAGCUGUCGGUCCUCUGGUUGCUUGCUUACAAGCAUUCAUGCUUUCUUAGCAAUCAGGUAAAAAUCCCAAUCAAUCAAUCAAUCAACUUUUGUAAAAAAAAAAAUGAAUUCUUGCCGUGUUUAUACUUCCUAAGCAGAAAUGCUGAUCGUAAACUUACCCCCAAAAAUCAGCGUUUAGUUGAAAUGAAAAAGGAUGCUUUUUUUCUUUCUAAAUAAACAAGCAAAACAAUACCUAUUUGGACUGGAAAAUGUGAAGCAUUAAAACACUCAGAAAUUUGUGUAUUGGGCAUUAUAUCAUGAAAUAAUAAAAAUAUCAAAGUAGAAAGUGAGAUUUUUCAUUUUUUAUAUAGCUCAUAGGUAUUAUGAAGGUGGGAUCCUUAAUCACCUUUUGGAAAAUGGUAACAUUGAUAUAUCGGAUGAUGAUUAUGACCAUUAUAACAGAAGAGACUGAAUAUUUUAUAUUCAUUCAAGCGGAAUAUAAUCAUGAAGUCACUGAAUGAAUUAAUUUCAA